GGUUGCACUCUUUUCUUGUCUAUCCACUCCAAAUUUCGAUGCUGAGUCUAGCCACUCCCCUUGGAAAUCUACACGCAUCUACCGCUCGUUUCGAUAUUCAAAUAUCUACCGCUCUUUUUUCGCGUCCUCCAUCUCAACAACUUUGACAUAUUCUCUUCCUAUCCAGACAUGAUAUGAUUUCGUUGUUCUCGUGGUUGGUUACCUUGAGUGUAAUCUCUGGCGUGCUAUCCACCAUCGUGAUUUUCGGGGACCUCCCUACCUUCCGGAACACUCCCUUGCAAAGAGCACGAUCGGCAAUUCUCAGCGUCGGAAAACUAUACCGUUUCCUCAAUGAACGCUAUUUCAAGGAACGACUCCUGUCCUAUAUGGGCUACUUUGUACCCCUCGGAUAUUUGGCCGUAGUCACCUUUUGCAUUCAACAGUUCCUCAAAAAAACUCUAACGAUUUUAUUCACCAUCAACAAUUCAAAAUUGAUGACAUACUACAUUGCAUUCACCAUUGCCCUAGUUUAUGUAGCAACAAUAUUAGCAGUUUUCUCUGACCCUGGAAGGGUCACAUCCAAUUCUGAUACAUCCCACUUCAAAAACAACCAGCUCAUAUUUUUCGACCAUAAGGUUUGUUCCACUUGUCAUAUCACUAAGCCUGCUCGUUCCAAGCAUUGUUCCACCUGUGGACACUGCUAUAUGCUUUUUGACCAUCAUUGUGUCUGGGUUAACAAUUGCAUCGGCUAUUACAAUUACAGGUGGUUCCUUCUCUUUUUGGUUGCAAAUAUCAAUUUUCUAGCCUAUGGAGACUAUCUCUGCUGGAAAGUCAUACUGUCGCAGAAAGUGAGAUGGGGCAAAUCAUUCUGGAUGUUGAUCAGAACGACAAACGACGUCAAUAGAAUAACAGGAAUAUUUGUAUUGUUGUGUUCUAUCUUUUUUUGCAUCACUGUUUUGUUCACGGGUUUGCAUUUGCGUUAUAUAUAUUUGGGAGUCACUACCAAUGAGCUUGACAAAUGGUCCGAUGUAGAGUAUCUCGUCACACUCGGCUCAUUGUACCAUAUUGAAAAUGGUUUCAUUGACAAUGAGUCCUAUGUUGAGAAGGUUAUCUUGCAAUCUCGUGAAGAGGUAUUCAUCAGUCUUAAGAAUAACGAGAUCCUCAUCAAUCGCGAUAAUUUACCACGAUUUGAUUUAAGAAAGGUUGAAUCGGUUGAACGUGAUUUGAUCAAUAUUUAUGACCGUGGAUUCUGGAAUAAUCUUAUGGAACGUUUAUUCCCGCAGUAGUCGGGCUUGGCGCAGUGAUACCUAAACGUUUAUAGACAAUAUACGGAAUUGAUAUAGAUUCGAUUUUGCGACCGCUAGUAGCCUGUUCGUCAGUCUCGCAGUUGCUAGUGAUGUCAUAGUUCUCCUUAACAAACUUUUUGUUGAACUGAUGAAUAGCAUGCUCGUUGACCGUCGUGAGUUGGCAAAGGACAGCAAUAAACAUAUCUCUGUUCAGCGGAUCAAAAAAACGUUCCUGCUUAUUCUUAACAUUGUACAAGAAUAGAUGGAACAAGUGUAUACUCUUGGAAUUGUAUUCUGCAAACCGGGCUUUCAACAGGUUGGUUAUCAUGACAUUAUUAGUAUUAAAGUUUUCUAGGAGAAAAUGGGCACAUAGUCUCUCUUUCUUAGUCACCUUUGGCUCGGGUUUAGUGGUAUCUGGAACUACUAAUGGUUUCAGUAUUGUUGCCUUAACUUCCUUGGUUUCUUGUUCUUUGUGUAAAAGCUUCGUGUUCAUGGAUUCAACUUGUUGGCUUAGUAGAGCUUCUUUCAGUUCUGCUUGAAGUGGGUCAUAUUCAUUGUCAUCAUAGUAAGAAUUUUUGGUUACAAAUGGUGUAAUUACGGCUUUUGGGGAAGACUGUUCUCUGGAUUCUGUUAGUUUCUGCUGUGCUUUGGAUAUGGCCAGCUUUAGUUUGAUUUUGAGGUCCGAGUUAUUCUUCUGCUUCAACUUUAGUUUGGACUGUUUCUUCUUUUUCUUGUUGAUAGUGAUUUGCUCAUAUAUGUCUACUUCCUCAUCCUCGUAUUCAGAAAGUGUAUUCUGAUUUUGU
Molecule: messenger RNA, 2068 nt
Organism: Scheffersomyces stipitis CBS 6054
Lineage: Eukaryota; Fungi; Ascomycota; Pichiomycetes; Serinales; Debaryomycetaceae
Gene: HBZ1
Product: palmitoyltransferase
Exons: 1
Coding region: 174-1265 (363 amino acids)
Biological process (GO): protein targeting to membrane; peptidyl-L-cysteine S-palmitoylation
Cellular component (GO): Golgi apparatus; endoplasmic reticulum
Molecular function (GO): protein-cysteine S-palmitoyltransferase activity
Source: RefSeq, a predicted model, not a curated record